This is a messenger RNA of Paramuricea clavata, 30887 nucleotides long. NCBI's taxonomy places the organism in Eukaryota, Metazoa, Cnidaria, Anthozoa, Malacalcyonacea, Plexauridae. The record is from the annotation of a GenBank genome assembly.
CGAACAGCCUCGAGUUCUAAUCCGCGCUUCUGAUUGGUCGAGAGACCAGGGGGCAAAUUAUUAUAGACUUGAUGUGUGAGUCGUAUUUGAAUGAAUGUCGAACCAUAGACAGAAACAGUAAUUUUCAUGCGCGAUUUUUAUUUGGAAAUCCAUCAAAGGGAUUAAAUUGGAUACUACAAGAAGAUUUAUUGAGAUACUAUUGUGGCGUAUGAACAUUUGUGCUGGCUAAAAGAAUAAAAGAAUACAAUUUAUAAACAAGACAAGCUCAGACAAGUUACAUUUGCUCGCUUUUGUGUUGUGUACGGGAUUUUGUUGUUUAAAACGGCGUUUUCACGGGGAGUUUUAGACGUAUUACACCUCUCUGGUUAAAGGAUUGAACCGGUAAGCGAUACAGUUGUAUUAUUGGUUUUCUGUUUUGUCUUUAAGCGGCAAAAUAGCGUUUACAACUUAUUAUAAAGUCUAUGCUUUGAUGUUCCGGAUAUUGUAUUCAGUGAAGCGAAUUAUUGGUGAACUAAACUGUAGUGUGUAGUACCUUAUUCAUUUAUCCGUGGCCUUAUUUAAUUGUAGGGUUAACUGUGUAUUUAUAUAAGCUAGUUACCAUUGUCUAGGCUUAUUACGAAUCGUCGAGCUAACAUAAGGAUUAUGCCAAGUUUUGUUUAUAAAUUUUGGUACAAAUAGUGAGAGAGUAAUAAUGGCUCGUAUAUGUGAAUUAAUAGUGUAUUUCUUUUAAAUAUAAGUAAAUAAAUCCCACUAGGGGAUUGUGUGUUAGUACCCUAGCCUUUUUCCAAACCUCUAUAACCCUAUUUCAACAAGUACGGCUACUUGUUUAACGUUUAACACAUAGAAUACCGAAUAUAUGUUGAAGCUGUUUACAUUUCGCUGCGAGCGUAUUUUGUAUCUCGCGAGGUUGGCUUUUUGUUCUCAAACUUCUAAUAUUGUGUCUAUCUUGGCCGAAACAAAUGCAAUUAGCUUUGUUUGUGUUGAAAACUAGUAUUUAAGGUUAGUUUAGUGUUGAAAUAUGCUCAAAUCGACUGUGAAAUUAUGCCUUUGUAUUCUCAAGUUUACAGCUCAAAAAAACGCGAUCAUUUGAUUUCGUCCCCCCUAUAAAUGUAAAAGCUUAAAGAUUAUACUGUAUUUAUCACCCCUGAUAGAACGUUUAUAUCUCAGUUUAUAUAACUUUUGUAUGUUUCUACUAAUAUACCGAGCAAUGAGUGAAUCUAUAGCGUUCCGAUAUUGAGCUACAUAUAAAAAUACUGCAGUUUGUUUUUGCAUGCCUCCGCGAAUUAUAUCCAGAAAGUUUCGGCGUUCAAUUUCGGAUUGCAUUUUAUAUCCCAGAUUUUAUGACUAUUUUUGCAAGCACGACUAACAUUUUAAUAUACAUGCGUUUAAAAUAUUUAGCGAUAGUUUAGUGAUAUAAACUUUAAUUCUUACCUGAAAAUGCUGGGAUUGCGUUUGUAUUAAAUUUGAAGUGUCAUGUAAAGUGUAAUAUUAAACCUUUGUACAAAAUUUGCAUGUAUUUCGAUAUUUUGCAAAAGUUUCAAAAUUAUUACACUGUUUAAUAUGCAAGUUUGCAAAUAACAAUUCCCAAAUGUAUACUGUAUGAAAUUUUGAAAAUGACUGCCACAUGUUUAUAAGGCAUAUUUUCAUUGAUUUUUUUAUGCACAGCUGCUUAAUUUUAUGCUAAAUAUUUUGCCUCUAAACUUUUCAUAGACAACCUCUAAACUCUAUUGUGAUUAUUUGUAAAUACACUUCAAAAUUUACACCCCUAAAUUAGCUCACUUUAAAAGCGAACUUUGGGUUUAAAUUUCGAUAUACAACUGUUUAUGUCAAGGGCUCCCCUUUGCAAUUUGAAUAUGUUUACUAUCAGCCGCGAAUUUUUGCGGUCAAAAGCCCAAUUUUUUCCUCAAAACGAGAAUUUAGACUGCUUUAUAGUUAAACCGGACAAGAAUGUAGUUUAAAUGAUUGUUUUCGUGCUAAAUUAGUGCGCAUUUAAGUUAAAAAUUAUAGCAUAUAUUAAAUUUGUUAGUGUUUACAAGUGAGAUACAUGCACGGAACUCAUUUGCUGACAAACCAGCCAAUUUCCCCAAGCAUUUACUGCAAUUUAUGCUCUACAUUUUAUACAGCUUACAGGAAUACAGUUUAAAUACUUGCAUUAAUGCGAAAUAAUUGUAUUUGAAAAUGAAAUUCUACGCUUUCUUUGGGGGAGUCCUCGGAGUCAAGAAGACCUUUUAUACAAGCAAAAUUUUUUGCCCAAACGAGAAGUAUAAGCCUAUUCUACAUAUAUAUUUCACAACAAUGACAUGGUAAUCUCUCAAUUGAUGCGAAAUUACUAUAUUUAACUUGAAAUUUCUGAAAUUUAUAAGCUGUAAUUUGCUAGUCCUCAAAAUGUGUAAAAGAAAACGAAAAUAUGAGAGAUAUUUUUAUGCAAUUUCCUGUUUGGGUGACACGCUGUUGGAUAUUGACCAAUCAAAUAGCUUGUUCACGCUUGUAUUUUACAAUUGAGGCUAUCUUGUUACCCUUUCCUGUCAAUCAAGUGAGAUUUUAAGAAAGACGAAUUAAUAAACACUAAAUGCAAUUAUCAUAAUAUUCUCUUACAUAACACGUUACCCUAUGGGUCGAUAAAACGUAACACGUAUAUCAUUUUGCAACUGUUUCUAACACUAAACAAUAAUUGUGUUUAUGAGAAUCGAAGACUUGAUCUAUACUAUAGAUCAUGUAUGCAGAUUUUCUAAAACCUGUAGUGUUACUAUGGGCAACAAAUGUCCUACUCGGGUAUACAUGGUAUUCAGUAUCAAUUUCUUAAGCAAAUUAAAGGGUUGUUGGAUUAUAGACAUUGACUGAUAUAUUUCGAUGAACAUCAUACUUUAUUUAAAGAUUGUCAGGGUAUGUGAUAAUUCAAUAUGUUUAGCCAUACCUGACUGGUACUCCAACAAUUUUUGCCGUGUACUUGAGCUGGUAUGAACUUAAAAGUCAAGGUGUACCUAAGGCUACUUCCGAGUCUUGCGUUUUAUACAUACGUAUAUAAUGCACGGUCUUUGACGGGAAAAAUUAAACCUUUCUGAAUUUUAUAUAUUUAAUAAUUACUAAACACUUAUAACAAAGUUAACAACCUUGUUUGAUCCCAAAAUAUGUCGGAUGUGUGGAAUUUACAUUGUACAGCUAAAGUUAUUGACGGUUUUGAAUACCUUGGAAGGUUUGUUAGUUAUUGCUAGAAGGAAAAUGUAAGUACGUGAGUAGCAAAUUCUUGUGUACCUACGUGGUACUCGGCUAAGAACAAAGAAGUACCAGACCGUAAUUUUGGCCUGGCGUACCUCUGGUACGUUGGUACACGAAUUAUCACACCCUGGUAUACUAUCUAGUUUCGAAGCCUGCUGAAAUAAUGGCUCAAGCAUUGCUAAACCUUGUACUCAAUUUUUUCUCUUUAUUAAUCUGUCCUCAACUCUCUGAUUUUCAUUGUUUUUAACAUGUAUCUGAUGCCGCACCUGUUCUGCACACCUGUACUUAGAUACAACACAUACUUAGAUAUUUAGAGUUCCUGACAAUAUAGCACCCAGAAUUUUACAAGUCACUUCUCAGAAUGCCGGAAAUGCACAAUUUUGUUGUACCCCCCCCCCCUCCAAAAAAAAGGAUGCAUUCCAUUUGAAUUCCAGUUUAAAAAAAAUGAUCAGACAAUUGUGUAUACUGUUCCAAAUUUGGAACUUUGAAACAUUUCAUUGGUUUAGGAAAUUUUCAAAGCAUUUGGGUUAAAUUAUUGUGUUAUUUCAAAGGUCGUAGGUUUGAUUCCCACCAUGGCCAGGCAUAUUUUUCAAGCUUGCCCGGUGUGGAUAUACACUCAGAGUAACAUCAUCACAAGCAUCAAUAGUGAUCAGUGUUUGUGAUUCGUUUGAUAAAAAGAUGACUUCCAAAGUUCAUUGUCUUUUAUUAUUAUUAUGAUCAACCAAUCACAAACCCGUUGGUGGGGAUUUUAGGGAUUUUGUCAAAGGGAUUUUCAAGGGGUUCUCAAUGUUAUAAGGAAGAAUUACUACUAAAUUAGGAGCCACUGUACGAUGUAUCAUCAUUCACCUUGUAAUUCUAUAGCACAAGUGUUGGGAAACAACUUGAGUUUUUCCUGUGUUGAAGGAUAUAUCCAAAAAGCAGGAUCUCUUGAGGUCAGGUGAUCUUCAGGAGGUAUUGAAUUACAAUAGAUUGAUGAUUUGGUAAAAAGCAAAGAAUACUUGCAAGUUUUGUGUCAUUUCCUCAAUAUUAUUAUAAGUUUAGCUGGGAAAAUAUAACUAAUUGUCCAAAACUAAUUGUCCAAAAUUUAAUAAAUUAACUAACAUUUUUCUGUGUUUUGUCCCAAUGGGCUACUUGAAAACUUUCUAUUUAUUUAUUUAUUAAACUUUGCCACUUACAACAAACAAGUGUCAGGAUCACCACAAUAUACACCAAUUACUGUGGGCCCUUUAAAAAUUGCUAAAUUUUAAGAAUACAACACAAAACAAUAUAUAUUGCAAUACAAAACUACAUUGCACAGUACAAUAUUGAAUAUUAUGCAGUGCAAUGCAAUACAAUACAACGCAACGCAAUGCAUACAUAGCAAGAACAAGAUUCAACUUCUCCCGCCACCAACAAUAUUAUAGUUUACUGAGCUAACCAAUUACAUGCACACCAGGUCAGCGAGAGGUAGCGGUAGUGGUGGCCAAAAACAAGGGCAUUAAAGUUGUCAACUUUUGGAAAACUCUUAAAAUUGCAGAUAUGUAAAGUUUUCUUGACAAAUGCACAUGUGCUUUGCUGUCUCUCAUGGGAUCUACCCGGGUGUCAUAUGAUAGAUUACACGCUUCCGGAAAGUAAGUCACCUUGGUCACAGAGACUUGUUUUCCUAAUUGACGUAAGGCUUUAACUAAGGUCACACACACAAAAACGAGGCUCUAUAUGGCUAGUGACGUACUUUCCGGAAGGGUGUAUUAGUUUGUUAUGCAAAACAAUUUAUUUCAUGAAUGAUUUAAGACUGUUUAAUUAAGGAUCUUAAAUGGUUUAGUGAUUGUAUUCGACAUUGUAAUGAACAGGAAACUGCUCUAUGCAUGUGUGGUCCAGUAUGGUUAUUUAUGGUAUGCACGAUUCCCAAAAGAAGUCGGUGCCCACCACAUUUUCCCUGCCUAUAAUGUUGACAAUCGCUGGAAAUGAUUUCCUUAACAGCUCUCCAAACGGUCAGAAAUGCCGUUUCAAAGGGUCUGAAUUUCAAAAUCUUUCAAAAGGGAGAUGAUGUCAGAUCCUAUCUGCUUAGAUCCUUCAGCACCAUAGAGCCAUCUAUUUCUUUCAAAACCUCUCCUCCAAAUUCAAUUGGGGCCCCUGGGUAUGUGUUGUUGCCAAGGAAAGUUUUUGCUGCAAAAGAACAGUAGUGUAGGAUUUCGAAAUGUUAUUCUAGAGGAUUAGGACGUUUUCCAGUCAGAUCUAAAAUCACCUUAAGUCGGAUGAAGCCCAAUAAUCUGGUAAUAAUGGCUUCUAUGAUUUCAACAACUUCACAUUGGUCUGAAUGAACAGCUUGCUAUUUGUUUGCAAGGGUUUCGUUUCUGGUAGAUCAAGCUCAUUUUAUGAAGAAAUAUUGAUUCUUUACAGACUCUUUGACACGACUUCUAAUUUAAUACAACAUAUCAUACUCUUGUACUUUUUUAUUCUGGCGCUCUUGUACGUUUUUAUUCUGGCUAUUAAGAUUAAGAUUCAUGUACUGUGGAGGCAUUAUUCUACCAAUAAUUGCUACAUGUAUACACUGAGAACAAACUGAUGUAUACAUUAACUAUAGUACUACAAUAAUAAUUGUAAGAAAACGUCACUUUCUAGAGUGUCAUAUUGUAACAAAUAUUUCAACCCAGAAUGCACAAAGUCAAUUCAAAACAUGUGGCUCGAUUACUACAAGGUCUGUAGUCUUUGCUUUAUAAAACAUUGAAAUCCUUUACACAACAUAACUUAGAAAACGCAAGACAGAAAACCUUGAUAGAUAAUAGCGUGACAAAGUAAUCCCAGCACUUGAUACCCAAUCAAUUUUCCUAAUACCACUUCACCUUAAGAUGACAUAAGGUAUGGACCAUACAGGAAGAAUAUUAACAUUCUGACUGAAUCAGGGUCGCAGAUUCCAUUGCCGCCAGAGGGGCCUACAGGGUCUGAAAUUUGCAGUAUCCCGAUAUCCACGGGAUGCUAAAAUUUGGCUUUGGAUACCAAACUGUGAAUGACUUAUAUCCCAACUGGAUACUAAGAAAAUUUCAAACAUUGAUAGCUUUUGAAUACUGUCUAUGAGUUUGCCACACAAGCCUUUCCUCAUAUAAUGUGCAUUUUUGUGUAUUAAUGAAUUGUCUAGUUGUUCACAACUUGACUGUUGAAUCUCCUGUUGUUAUUGUAAUUUGUAACAGCGAGAGUUAUUGGAUUGGACAGGGUAUAAUACUUAUGGUAACCAAUAUCCAGAAGUAGGAUACUGCAUUCUCAGGGGGGAUACUAAACUUUGAAUCCUGGUAUCGCAGUUGGAUACUGAAAAGAUAUUUAAAUUUCAAACCCUGGCCUAUAGUUGUGUCAGCCACUCCUAGUUAGAUCUGAAAUUGUAUAUGAUCUUCUUCUUGAAAUUCAGGGCCAUCGCCAUAGGGAUCGUGUGGGAUGUUGCCAUAGGGGUGGUGUGGGAUGUCGCCAUAGGGGUGGUGUGGGAAACAUCUUGUCGGCAAAGUAAGGGAUUUGUCAGGGAUGUCGCCAUAGGGGUUGUGUGGGAAACAUCUUGUCGGCAAAGUAAGGGAUUUGUCAGCAAAUUGUUUUUGUAGUCGGCAUUUGUGUGGCUUGGAUUAAAAAGGAAUAGUCAUAGCAAAAAUUUUGAUAAAUUAACAAAAAUUACUGAAAAGAAAUUAUGGUACAUUAAUGCAAUUUUUAGAAAAGAAAUAUUUAAUUAGCGACUGAAAUGUUGUUGGACAAUGUGAUACUACACCCCUGCUUCAGCCUCGUUGCUACAGCCUGGCUGAAAUUUCCAUCAGUACAAAACCAUUCAACUGUUAGUUGUAUCAAGCAUAAAAGACCUCCAGUGGCGGAAAUUCACUUUUUCUAGGCAAAGCCUCCUAAAUUCGACAAAACUCUCAAAUUUCCGACAUAAUUUUGCACUGUUUUAGCCCUCUUUAGGUCAAAAAUUUCCAAAAAUUCGAUCAAUUUCCGUGAAGGUUCGAGCCCCACCAAGAUUUCCGCCACUGAAGACCUCUGUGGCAGGGGUUUUAUUUCUGCAAUAUACACUUGUCUCAUUUUUUUUACAAUCAUAUGUCAAACGAAUGCUUCAAGUUGACUCCACUAAAAACUGCAGGUUUACUUUGAGUGUUUACUUUUGCCACUCCAGUUUCCAUCUGUUGGUAAAGGCGCAUUUCCACUCAGGAAAAUUUUCUGCAGAAAGAAAAUUUCGUAAAAUCUGAUUGGCCAACACAAAUUUUCCGUCGGAAAAAAACUUGAAGUUGAAAAUGUUCAACUUUUAACAAUGAUAUUUUCGAAAAAUUUUCUGUUCGUGGAAAAUUUUCUUGAGUGGAAAUUUGCCUUAACACUGUAUCAAUAAGGGAUGUCACUUACAGUACUUCAGCUCUCUCAGUUUAACCUUGACUUUUUAUCUUUUAAUCAAUUCUCAUAUUACUCCCCUAUAAUAAUGUUUCCCAACCCACCCUGCGGAAGCGUGUGCAAUUAAGCAAAGCCAUGACAUUCAGUAUGCGUUCACUUGUAACUCUUUGAUACUAAUAGUGUUCACAGUAAAAAAAAAACAAUUAAACCCACAAGCUCAAAGGUGAAAGGUUCACCCUUUACCCAUAAAAUAUAAUCCUUUAACAUUGAGAUAAGUUUUGUGGGCGGGAACUGGAGUCCACAGAGAGGAAGCUGGUCAACUCGGCCCACUGACCAAUUCGGCCUAUACCAUCUUGGCCCAAUUGUUAACUACUGCCUUGACAUAUUAGGAAAGGUAAUAUUUUACAAAAGCUAGCACCAAACCAACAUAGCCACUUGCAGUUACAUUGGGCGUACAGAUGAGUAAAGUUCGAGAACAUUCAGUUUGAAUCUAUCGAAGUUUCAAAUUCUCGAUCUGUCCGUUUCGAUACCAAAUUACUGAUCAUUCAAGUCUCUCUCAAAAUUUGCAAAGAUAGAACGCAGUCAUGGCUCCUAGCUUGUUUAGUGGUUAGAUUAGUCAGUUUACGAGCGGGCGGAGUUGUUCCUUGAACGGUGGGCCGCGUUGGUUAGUGGGCCGAGUUGACAGUGUAAAGCCACAGAGAAAAGCCACCAGCAUGCUUUAACAAUCUCUUGUAGAGUUAUGCAGUCCACGGCAAAAAUCACACCCUCAGGGUUGAAAGGUGUUUGCUUAGACAAAUACACCCCAAACCUCUUUAAAUGUAAAGCCCAAUCCAUUUAAAGUUUGAAUCAAAUAUGCCAAACGUUUUCCACAUUUGUGGCUUGCCCCUAAUAUUUCUAAAAGGCAGGUGUAAUUCUUAUUUUUCAUUGUCAAUCAAAUUUGCUGUAUAAUAAGAUAGCAGGUGUAUUCAACCAAUCAAAAUACGGAACCUAAGUGAGAAUUUGUAAACAUUGCAAGGAUUUGCAUAUCUAGCUUCUAGUUAGAGUUUGUGUUUUUCAUCAUCGUUGCUGUUGAUGAUUAAAUUGUAUAACCUCUUGUGCAUUUUUGUAUGCUAUAGUUUAUAAAUACAGAUUUCUGUUAUGCCUAUUUGAUUAAAGUGUGAAGGAAAUCCUAUUUUCCUUACAAAACCUCUAUGUGGUUUUGCCAAUUUAAUAAGUCACUUCAGAGCUUAUAUUUGAAUGUCACUUUUCAACCAAUAGCUCGAUUCAAAUUUCAAAUUUUGGCCAAUCGUCUGCUGUAUUGACUUGACAGCAUUUGGUUUUGACACAAGUUGUUAUCAAAAUAUGAUAAUUAGCACAUUGCUACUAUAUUCUCCAUGGAUAUGGGUCAGUAGUGGAAAUAUGCUUCUAACUUUUAAAAUGGACUAUCACUUAUACACUAUAUUCCAUCUUCACAGGUCUCACUAAACACUAACUGCGCAUAGUUACUUUCAUACACUGAGGAAUCUUGUGAAGCUUUGGACUUUGUUUUCAACUAAAGCAAAAUAUCAACAACGAGCCAUCGUACUACAGGUGCAGUGAGUCGUAGUUUUUUAAAAGAAUUAUAGUUGUGUUAUUGCGUUGUUUCUUUCGCGUCGUAUUGUAUUUGUUUUGAAAUAGCGCUGUUUGGAUUUAAGUGUUGAUAUUAUGUAACAUAAAGUGUUUAUUGUUGCCUGUGUAUUGUAUAUGCUAAGAAGGUGUAUUCAAUAUAGAUAGUUUAAGCUUUAUCUACCUCCCCUUGUAUUUAGCGUGAGUUAGUUGUCUAUUGUAAUACAGUACAGUAUAUGUCUGUCUUUGGUAUUUUAAUAAAUCACUCCACAAGUUUAUUAUUCUUUCAUAAUUAUGAUGCAAAACCUUUAAAAAAUUGAUAGUUAAAAUGCGUAUUGGAUAAAGGCUCUUCAAAUGUAAACGACUGGUGUUUUUGUAGAUGGACAUUUUUUGAGCAGAAGAUUAUUGUCAAUUUUCAGACCUACUAAUGAGGAACAGUUGUGAAAAAUGUAACUGUAAGAAUUGAACAUUUAACUCUGAUAGGAAUUGGACAUGCAGCUCUGUGAUUCUGGUGCAGUACUCUAUAUAAUCUGCCACUUAAAAUUUCCAUCUAUAAAAAGUCUAUAGCCACACUUAGUUGUAUCGAACGAAAUGCCUAAAAUCUUGUUAUUUCCACAAUAUCAUGUUUCCAACUUUCGGCUCAAGACCCUUGGGAUGCACUCUCCAGCUUUGUGGGUCCCUUUUGGGCUUGGGGCAAAAUGCCCUCUCUGCCCCCCACCUCGACUGCCCCCACCUCGACUGCCCCCCACCUCGACUGCCCCCCACCUCGACUGCCGCGGUCAUGUUCAUAGGGGGCGCUUUCCAUUAACAUGGCCAGAACGGUCAAAUUGUUGAAUGGAACACAAAACAUUUGGUCUUCGGACCUAUCUAACCGGAAAAUUUAGAUAACAUUAGAAUGAGGUCCAUUUUCGCUAGAUAUUUGAGAAACAUAGACCAGAUCUUUCCAUUGAUACAGAGAAAAGAAUUCGGGUCUGACGGGUCAGGCUAUUGAAUGUGGAAAGUGCCCGUAGUAAAGACAGUUCUCAUAACAAGCUUUUGUCUCUGCUUUGAACUAACUGAGAAUAUUUUAACCUUGUCAACCAUGGCAGAUUAUUGUAGAAUACUUCUUGUACAGUACCUACACUGGGUCUUAGAUAUGAACUUCUUAUAAUGUAGUGAAAGAAAUUGUCAAUGUUAGUCUAGUAUCAGAGUUGAUUCCGUGAAGCCUAAUUCAAUCAUAAUCUGAGAGAUAUCUGAUCCACUUGUAUGCGAACACUCGUGUAAAUAUUGGUGCACCAAAAACGAUGACAGAAUAACACUUUUAACUCCUUGAAAUUCACAGUGUAUGUUAUCCAGAUCUGAACUCACAAAUACGUGCAGAAGAUUUUAAAUUUUUCAUGGCUUGAAAUAACAGCCGAUCACCGAUCAAUGAUCGGCACGAAAUUGCUUAUGAUCGGCGGAAAAGCAGGGUUUCCAACCUGAAAAAGCAGGGAAAGUCAUGACUGCCGAUCACCAUGGUCGGGAACUUUGGGAACGUUAUUUCAAACCCUGGUUUUGUACAUUGGUGUAUGGAGGGUAAUGUUUGAGCUGUAGUUGCUCCAGCCCUCAACAAAAAUCCGGAAAAUUUUAGUCCUAAUCACUGGAGAAUUUGAAACACUUGAAACACUGUGGAAAUUUAAAAAAAAAAUUUCACACUUCCAUGCAUAGAUAGCAUAGUAUAUGGAUAUUUUACAGAAAUAGCGUGGAAAUUUCAAAUAAAACCUAUAGAAAACCAUCGAAAUGGUUUUCGUGGAAAUGCAAAUUUUCCAAGUGAUCAUUGAUAUUGUAAUGCAGUAAUAUUGUUUGUCUCUCAAGGUCAAAACCAAAAUUGUCGGAGUUCAGGAAACAUAAAAUAUUCGCACAUCGCUGUAUGCGGCGUAGAAUGCGUGUAUAGUUGCUCCAGCAUUCUUGCCCCAUAAAAUUCCAAGAAAACUGAUAGGAAAUCCUGAAAAUGUGUUGCAUGACUCGCUUCGAAAUGAAACUCAUGUUCCACUUGAAAUGUGUUAAGCCCCCAAUGAAACGAGUUGAUGAGAGUUGCCAGUCACGCACCGCCACAGGGGACAUUUCAAGCUCUAGAUUCACAAAAUAAAGGAUUGAUGAAUGUUCUAAAUACGUUUUAACUUCAAUAGAAUACAUGAUAGUGUUGGGAAAGCAUUAAGAACAUGGUCGCGCAGCAGCCCAUCUCGUUUGAUGGGGAAGGUUCAUUCAGGUCAAGAACAUGUAUUGUGUUGCAAUAUUAAUCUACUUAAGCAAUGUUUCUUAUUGUUCAAAAUCUUUCAUGCAUAUCUUGUUGAGGCAACAAAGACAAUUGCGGCUACAAUAACAUAGCCGUGUAUGCAGAUUUUCCAGCCUUAAGACCUGAAGUAAAGUCCCAUUCAAUCGAUGAUCCCAGCAAUUGACUUAUUGUUGGUCCAGACAAGAAGGACGAAAUCUAUCAUUAUAGCUUAAAAGAGCAUCCAAAAGAGCAUCCAUGUUGUAAAAUACGGAUUGUACAUCCAUGUUGUAAAAUACGGAAAAUACAAUAUACAUGCAUACGAACUGCUUAUUGUUUGCUAGCUGUAAUAAGUUACUUACUAACUCUACAUUCUAUCAUCAUAAUUGCCCUGCCGAUCGGGAUGAUUCGUAUUAUUUGGGGGAGGGGGGUGCCACGCACCCCCAUACCCCCUCAAGUUUCGCCCCCUGUAAUUUUGCUUAGUAAACGGUUGAAAAUUACUUUGUUAUUGAGCCUAAAAACAGCAAGAAACAAAUUUGUCCAGGAAAACAUGGGAAUAUAAGAUCUUUAUCUGCCCCUGACAUGCUAAAAUAAGUAAACAUGGAAACGAGGCCAUUGGGUGAAAGAGAAUAAUCGGUAAGGUCUAUUGUAUCCCUAUCGAUCCAGAGCUUUCUUAUAAUUAGCCAUUCCGAAGUUGAUGAGCGGACUGGGGACGAGUGUUAAAAAGUGCCCAAAUUAAGAAAUGAACCAAAUCACUAGAAAGACCACCUCAAAAUUAAUAAGUAUACAAAGUUUGAAGACGUUUACAUAAAUACCCUUCGAAUAAUAAGCUUUCGAAAAUUGUGAAAUUACUGAUUAAAAGAUUGUUUUUGGGACGCGCGUCCCCAAAACACAAAUUACAAUAUACAUUUCAUAGUAAAUAUCGCGAUUUACGAAAGCUUAUUAUUCGAAGGGUAUUCGUGAAAACGUCUUCAAACUUGGUAUACGUACUAAUUUUGAGGUGGCCUUUUUAGUGAUUUGGUCCAUUUCCUAAUUAGGGCACUUUUUAACACUCGUCCCCAGUUAUCUCAUCAACUUCGGAAUGGCUAAUUGGCAUUAUCAACACGGCACAGUCAGUAACAAGGACGGAUUUUCAUUUUUUUAAAGGAGGGCUGGAACUGAAUUUCUAGUGGGGUGCAAGCAGCACCACUGAGCGACUUCGGCAGGGGUUAGGCGUUAGGGUUAAAUACUUUCACACAAAAUAGGAGGGGGUUGAACACUUUAUAAAAUGGGUUCAAGAGAUUGUAGGGGGGUUUCAACUCCCCCUAACCACCCCCCCGCAGUAAAUGCGCCCGUGGUCAGUAGUGAGAAUCUACCACAAAAGACGUUCAUUUCGAGACUGUUUUCUACGCUGAAAACGUUCCAACAGUCUAAAGUUUUUGUAUGAAUCAAUCACAAAAACUAUACGAUCCUGGUGUAAUGUACUCAGGUGAAUAAGAUGCUUGUGUGAUGUUACUCUGAGUGUAUAUCCACACCGAGCAGGCUUGAAAAAAUAUGCCUGGCCACGGUGGGAUUCGAACCUACGACCUUUGGAAUACUAGCCCAAUGGCAAUGCUUUGCCAACUGAGCUACGCGGUCAGGUCGGUUCGAGUAUGCGAUAUUUCGGAACUGAGCCUAUAGUUCCUUCGAUAUCAGUGUAAUCUAAUAAUCAUGAUAUUUGCUGUGUUGGUGUAAUGUACUCAGGUGAAUAAGAUGCUUGAAGCAUCAGUUGGCAGAGCAUUGGGCUAGUAUUCCAAAGGUCGUAGGUUCGAAUCCCACCGUGGCCAGGCAUAUUUUUCAAGCCUGCCCGGUGUGGAUAUACACUCAGAGUAACAUCACACAAGCAUAACACUGUAAAUUUGAAGGAAUUGAAUCAGCUCCAAAAGUGAUCAUCUGUCACCAAAAUCGGUGACAAAAUAACGCUUUUGGAGUUGAACUCCUUCAAAUUUACUAUGAAGACUGCUGUAUUACUAGAUCGAUGCAGUAGCAAUGUCCAAACAGGUUUUUAGUCAAGCCUUUCGAUUUUCUAACAGGUUGUAUUGUUUCGUCUGCCUCUCAUUACCCGGGCCCAUAUUAUCGAAAAAGAUUAACCUCAUUUUUAAUUCAUAACUUUCAUUCAUCGACACUUCGACCAGCUUUAUGUUGUGGCAGAAAUCAAUCUAAUUGCAUUUCACACGUUUCAACUGUUUAUAAUUUCGUGCGACAUAACUAUGGAUUGUUUCCAGUUGGUCGUUUCCAGAAACCGCGCGGAAAUAUGGCUAAUAUUGUAAGAUUAUUUAUUUGUUGUCAUAGCGCAGUCGUAUUAUUGUCUGUCCCGCUUUGUUUGUCAUAAUAUUUAAGUCGUGUUUGCUUCAAAUUGGAUAAUAUUUUUUAUACCUUUAGUUUGUUUAUAGUGGUGCAAUGUAAUUCUGAAAAUCUUGCAGGUUUAUACCGUUGUGUUGACAUGAAAGAAGUCUGUACAAUUGUCAGUUUAUUUAAGAAUCGUGCAUGUAUAUACAGUAUUUAACGAGUGUUUAACGAGUGUUUAAUACGCUUUGAUUGUUACUUUAUACAACAAUUAACACCUCGUCAUGUUCGCAUGUACGUGUUUAACUUCAACAUGUAAAUGGAUGCCCGUUUACACUUGGAAUUUUUUCUACGAUUUCUAGUGGGAUUUUCGUCUUCUUCUUCAUGUGAACGAGUAGAUGAACUAAGUAAAAGUAGUAAAAGUGCCCUCAACUGAACAUUCAUCUAACUUAUCCACUUGUUCACAUACAGCAGAAGAGGAAAAUCGCAAGAAAAAUUGUGCAAACGGCGGGGCUUAAGAAUCGUGCGGAUGCAAAAGUAUUUAACGAGUGUUUAAUACGCUGUGAUUGUUACUUUACAACAAUUAACACCUCGUUACAGUCAGAUGUACGUGUUUAGCUUGGAGAUGUAAGGCGUUUUGUAUUGUCACUCUGAGUUGUACGUAAGAGACGUAGGGUUUUAAGAGAGCGAGGGCAUCCAUUUUUUUCUCCCAAAAGUUAGAAGUGAACGUUUCAAACGGUCCUUUUUUAAUAGAUGUCUGUUUAAUUAUUUUUAACAACGAUGCACACAGAUGCAACUUGUAUAUUAACCUUAAUGCUAUACCUUGACUCAUUAUAAAAUUAUUGUUAGCUAUAAUGGACCUAGCUAUUCCCUAAUGAACAAAAUUUUGAUCUAGACAAGUCUAGACAAACAUUUCACCACAGCUUGAAAAAGCAUCACAAAAUUAGUAAUAUUCCGAAGUUUUGUUGCGAAAUGUUGUGAAAUGCCGAUAAUAUAGCCUUGCGAAGUUUGCCGUUUUUCAGUCAUUUUGUAUUACGCACGGGAAAUUGAUACCUUUUUUCAGAAAGCGGUAUCAAUUUCCUGUGCGUAAUACAAAAUGACUGAAAAACGGCAAAUGUACCGCAGUGCUAUAUCAUCCGCAUUUUGCAACAUUUCGCAACGAAACUUUGGAAUAUUACUAAUUUUGUGAUGCUCUUUCAAGCUGUGGUAAAAUGUUUGUCUAGACUUGUCCAGAUCAAAAUUUUGUUCAUUAGGGAAUAGGUCCGUAGUUAGUACAUGAUUGCUGUAAUUGUAUCUGUAUUAUUGUAAAGACACACAUAUGUUGUGAUUCUAAUAAUUCUCAUUAACAACGGUAUAUUUUUUUAUCUAGAUAUCUGGCAUGAGAUAACGAUAGCAAGAAGAUCAUGAUGUGGGACCAAAGUCAUAAAUCACUCACUGAUAUGUUGCAAGUAGAUCCAGGAGUCAACCAGUUUGGUGGUCCUAACCUCAUGAACGACUUUCUACCCAAAACUGAACUCGACCCGGAUGGCUCGAUGGGCAUGUACGGGGGACCUAUGUCUGGUCCUGGUGGGCCCAAUAUGGGUCCAAAUAUGGGCGGUCCGAAUCUUGGACCUAAUGUGCCUGGCCCUACUAAUGUGAGCAUGGGACCACAGUUGUCACAGCACAGUAAGUCUAUGGUUGUUUUUUUUUGCAAAAAACACAAUGCGAAGAUUAAUGCCCGUAUUCUAAAAGCUCACUCAAACUCACACUCAAUGAGUGGAGAUUGAAUCUGAGCUUCUCUUGAGUAUCGAUGCUGUUUUUGAAUAGCUGGAGGGUUAGUGUCGUAUCUUAUGUGACUACUCACCCUCCAGCUAUUCAAAAACAGCAUUGACACUCAAGAGAAGCUCAGAUUCAACCUCCACUCUUUGAGUGUGAGCUUUUAGAAUACGGGCGUAACACUUUGGAAAUCAAGAUAUCAAAACACAAGAAAAUUCCUAUUAAUCCAGACAAAAUUUCAAUUUUCAUUUUAUAAGCAAGCUAUUAGGUCUUAAGGAAGUUUGCUUUGAAUUUUAGAUUAGCCUAGGGUUAAUCUUUCAAAGAACAGGCCCCACAUAUUAUACGUAAAUGUUUUAUUUGCCAAUGCUUUGGCACUACAACAUUUGUUAGCCUUUGUUUAUUUUAGUUUCGAGCUGGGUUAUAUAACCUUGCAUGCCUACUUGUUUGUAUAAACAUAUCUCUUAUGUAUAAACUUAUGUAAACAUUCCAAGCACAUGUUUACUAAUCACAGUUUAAAAAUACAGUGAUUACCGUUAAAUUACACCUCAUCAUUGCAAUCACAAUUAUAACCCUUGUUGUAAUUUGUAACCAUUAUCCUUCACCUAAUAUUCACCUUAUCCUAACUUUCAUUAUAUUCGUAACCCUAAUUCUAAUCUUACUUAAACUUAAUCACAACGCAUAGACGGUGUGCACCCCCCCCCCCCCAAAAAAACCAAAAACAAUAAUUUGCUUCCCCCCAAAGAAAUUUCCACCCCACCUAGAGAAAUUUGCACCCAAUAGUAGUUUGAUUGAAAUAAGGAUUUCGAACUAUAAAGUAAGACUAAACACGAGGAGUUUGAAUUUAAAUUUUCCUGAUGAUGACAAAAACAUAUAAUAGUUGAAAUGUAAACUAUAUUAACAAUUUUCUGAGUUGUUUUGUACAGCAGUGACUCUAAUCUUGUGUUUUAGAUGCGGGAAUGCCUCUUAGCAUGGAAAGACAUAUCCAGCAAACGAAUGAACGCCUGAUGUGUAUAAAACAACAUUUAUCAACACCUCAGGGAUUUCAGAAUGCUGCAAGAGAACUUUUGGAGUGGUGUAGUGACGUCAGAGCGUUCCAGGCUCCAUUUGAGGCUAAUCUGAUGGGCUGCUUAACUGUAAGAAUCUUUGAUGUCAGGGUUUUUUCAGGGAUUUUUUACGGCCCAAAAACUCAAUCUUGAAUUGAGUUUUGGAACUCAAUCUUCUCACCAAAGUUUCAGUGCAGUAAAAGUGAAGUUGUUUGAGUUAAAUUUCGUGACGUGUGGACGGGAGAAACGAUGUGGUGUUUGCUAUAAGGCUGACUUUAUGUGACACAUCUAACGUCGCAAUAAGCUUUCACGUUGCUGCAAAGACGUGAUAAUGCUUAGCUUAACGUCGUAUUGAGAAUAACAACGCUAUUGAGGACACCCCUGAGACCACAAAUUAUUAAUAGUUUUUAUCUUGCAGGUUGUGAGUCGUGUUGCUGCCACGCCCGGUUAUGACCUGCAUCUUGGUAAGUUUCAGCUUUUGCCUGAACUAACUUUAUUUAUAUUUGAUAGCUCUAUCAGUUCUAAACUGUUCUUCCUAGAGGUCCAGUAAGAGUCAUCUCUUGUUGAUCCAGUGUUACUACAGGAGGAAACCUAAACUAAACUAACUUUAUUUAUACUGGAUAGCUCUAUCAGUUCUAAACUGUUCUUCCUAGAGGUCUAGUAAGAGUCAUCUCUUAUUGACCCACUGUUACUACAGGAGGAAACCUAAACUAAACUAACUUUAUUUAUACUGAAUAGCUCCAUCAGUUCUAAACUGUUCUCCCUAGAGAUCCAGUAAGGAUCAUCUCUUAUUGAUCCAGUGUUACUACAGGAGGAAACCUACACUAAACUAACUUUAAUUAUACUGAAUAGCUCUAUCAGUUCUAAACUGUUCUUCCUAGAGAUCCAGUAAGGAUCAUCUCUUGUUGAUCCAGUGUUACUACAGGAGGAAACCGGGGGAAACCUACGAUGUUCGUUAGAGUCAAACUGGAAGCACUCUUCUCACAUGAGACUGAAGUGAAAUUAUAAUCAGACAACUGCAAUAUCCAUGAAUCUAACUUUAGUCCCAGAAGUGUAAGUCUAUUAAGCACUGUGCCACCAAACCUCUAUAAAGAUCAGCUUUUUUUGUAAACUAUAUAAUUUCUAUCAGUUGAUAUAUCAUGAAUUAUACGUUAAUAAUUUUAGGGUAUCGACUGCUGGCUGUUUGUGCCGCUCACAAGGAGAAAUUUUCGCCCAAGUCCAUGAGUUUACUGGCCAUGUGGAGUGAAGAACUAAGCCGUUUCUUGCUACUCAAACAUCCACAGACACCGAAACAAACUCAUAAAAAGCCGGUUAAUGGGUAAAUAUAUAACAUUUUAAUUUUAUGAAGUAAAUUCUACAUGAUGUUCUCCAAGUGAUGUCCACACCAGGCAAGUAGAAAACUACUUGAUCAUGGUGGGAUUUGUACUCAGGUAGAUUAUAUAUAUUGAAUGAUGUUCUCCAAGUGAUGUCCACACCAGGCAAGUUGAAAACUACUUGAUCAUGGUGGGAUUUGUACUCAGGUAGAUUAUAUAUAUUGGAUGAUGUUCUCCAAGUGAUGUCCACACCAGGCGAGUAGAAAACUACUUGAUCAUGGUGGGAUUUGUACUAAGGUAGAUUAUAUAUAUUGGAUGAUGUUCUCCAAGUGAUGUCCACACCAGGCAAAUAGAAAACAACUUGAUCAUGGUGGGAUUUGUACUCCAAGUGAUGUCCACACCAGACAAACUACUUGAUUAAAUUAGGCUACACACCCUCAGUACGUAGGCUUGUAGAUUAAAUACCUUCGUGAAUAACUUUUCAUGCUAGUAUCACCGAUGCUUAUUGUGUUCAACCCGCGCAAAUAAAAAAAAGGAAAGCAAUAUUGUCCUUUGAAUAUAUAAUCGCCCCGACAUUUUUCCUGUGCGUAAUAGCCUAAGUGUCUACACGAAAUAUGCCUGCUGGUCGUGAAAUACAAAAUGAACCUCGCUUUUAACUUGGAGGGCUUUCUAUUUCAUUAUGAAAUAUCAGUCAAGGUAAGUACAUCAUGUUGUCUGACUGAGUUGAGCCAGGGCAGUCGUGAUUGUAGUAAGCUUUACGAUUUUUAAUGUUUUACUUUGCUAUGCUCUGACGAUUUUCACAUGUUCUCAAGCUAUGUACUUUUGAGAAAUUAUCUAAAGGAAGCCUUUGACAUUUCGUCGAGUUUUAUUAAGCACUGUCGUACAACAGAUGCUGGCCAACUUGCAGUUAACAGAGUGAGAAAAUUUAUAAUGUAAAUUCAUGUCAUAGAUAUCAGUAUACUGUAUAGUCUUGUAUUUGCUAGCAAAUAAAUAAAAGAGAGUUGUAGUUUAGUUUGUUUCCUGCUGUAUGUCUCCCAUUUGUGAAGCGGUUGACAUCUAUCCUUUUCCUAUAAUCAAUCAUCGAAUGCUUGAACAAUUGUCGAGUUGUGGUUGUUAUAAGGCCGAAGUCGCUUAAUGUUGCGUUAUUGCGAAAUAUUAUUAAGAGCUUCUUCCGCGAGUUUGCGUCUGACAAUUGUACUCGUGCUGAGGUGUAUAGAUUGUUAUCUCAAAAGUAUGUCCAUGACAUUGAUAUCGCUUGAAGAUCACGCAAUAUAUAUAUUUUCUAUCCCUUUAUACAAAUCUCUUAGUUUUCAAUAAUCGCUGUAUACAACGUAUAGUUUCAACAAGCCGAUAUCGGGCUGUGUUCACACAAUGCUUGUAUUCAAUUAUCACAAUGCUACGAGAAUACCUCUCACCUCGAGAGACUUCAAAAUUACCGAGGGGGGGAAAUAAUCUUAAGCAGAAAUAUAAACUUUGAGGCUUGAAAAGACGGAAAAUGUUCCCUCUUGAAAGGUUUUUAUGUUUCGCCUUAAUGCUUUUCGGAGAACUGUGACGCAUGCUACAGACUUAAUAACAUUAGGAACACAUUAAUUAAAAUACAUCUGUCAGUUCAUUCAGCUCUAUGUAAAAAACUACCUAUAAUAAUAUGAAUUAGCAUUAUUUUCUCAUUCUGAUAACUGAUGGUUGAAUACGAUGUCACAGAAUGAAGACACACAGAAGGUCGACUCAGUCAAGAAAGCAUAACCGCGGCCACGCCAUGAUUCGUCAUUAAAUGAGAAGUCGGGCUUCUGUAUAGUCUCUAUUCUGUGACGAUGUGCUCCUACUAUUUCAGAGAUCUUAAUGCACUUAUGAUUUUACUAAUACAGAGAUCGUAAUGCACUUAUGAUUUUAAUAUUUCAGAGAUCUUAAUGCACUUAUGAUUUUACUUUUUCAGAGAUCUUAAUGCACUUAUGAUUUUACUAAUACAGAGAUCGUAAUGCACUUAUGAUUUUACUAUUUCAGAGAUCUUAAUGCACUUAUGAUUUUACUUUUUCAGAGAUCUUAAUGCACUUAUGAUUUUACUUUUUCAGAGAUCUUAAUGCACUUAUGAUUUUACUAUUUCAGAGAUCUUAAUGCACUUAUGAUUUUACUUUUUCAGAGAUCCUAAUGCACUAAUGAUUUUACUAUUUCAGAGAUCUUAAUGCACUUAUGAUUUUACUUUUUCAGAGAUCCUAAUGCACUCAUGUGGCCCAUGCAACAACAGCAACCACCUCAACCAUCUGUAUCUGUGGUGACAACAGUAUGGGGUGUUGCAUCGUCCACCAGUCAAGCUCAGCUCCCUACAGAGAACAUGCUGCCUCCUCCAAAUCCAAGCUCAAAUGCUGGCCAGAUCAUGAACCAACAACCUUAUGGUAAUCCAGGGAUGAUGAAUUCUGGGAAUAAGCCCUACCAACAGCCAGGUAUGUUGAUGGUAGUGAUGAUGGUGCUGGUGGUGAAGAUGAUGGUGCUGGUAGUGAUGGUGAUGAUGGUGAUGAUGAUGGUGAUGAUGAUGGUGCUGAUGAUGGUGGUGGUGAUAAUGGUGAUGGUGGUGAUGAUGAUGAUGGUGGUGAUGAUGGUGGUGAUGAUGAUGGUGCUGGUAGUGGUGAUGAUGAUGGUGCUGGUCGUGGUGAUGGCACUGGUAGUGAUGGUGCUGGUAGUGGUGCUGGUAGUGGUGCUGGUAGUGGUGAUGGUGCUGGUAGUGGUGAUGAUGGUGCUGGUAGUGGUGAUGAUGGUGGUGAUGAUGGUAGUGAUGGUGAUGAUGAUUGUGUUAAUAGUGAUGGUAUUGGUGGUGCCCUGGUGAUGAUGGUAAUGGUGUGAAUAAUCUGUUGAUGGUAUUAUAAUCCUACAUUUUACUUACACAUAGGUUUUCCAGGCAAUCAAUUCCCUCCAAGAAGGAUGACAGCAGAUGCUGCCCGCAACACAGGAGGGUACCCCUCAACCCCAAGCACACCACAAGCAGGUCCUCAAUCCAACCCCUUCCACUACCCACACUCUGGCCCACCAAACGCAACACCUUUCCCCACUACUCCAGCCCAAAUACCAGCUCAAGCUCAAAACAGUCAAUAUACGGGAAGCGGACCAGCGGCAGCCGCGGCUGCGGCAGCUGUUGCGGCGGCUGCCGCUACUGCAACCGCGACUGCAACGGCAACUGCAACGGCUUCUGCUAUACAAGACCCCGAUGUUGGUAGGUUGUUCUUAAAUUCACUUCUUAAUGCAACGAUGUUAGUAGUUUACCCUUCAUAAAAUGUUGUCUGGUUUACAUUAUCAAGUUUCUGUGGUAUCAACCACGUAAUUUCGAGUAUAAAUCAAACAUUGGUAGUGCUCAGCAACCAUUCCGAAAAAUGUUGACCAAUUCAUUUCCUAACUUGAAGGAACACCUCUGAACAAUUCCUCAACAAUUUGAUAAGUUCCUUAAUUAAAAAGUUCCUAACUUCCUGUUUCAUUGACCAAUCAAAUUUUAUAGUUUUAUUUUUGAGCAAUCUGAUUGGUCAAUGAAACAGGAAGUUGGGAACUUUUUAAGGAACUUAUCAAAUUGUUGAGGAAUUGUUCAGAGGUGUUCUUUCAAGUUAGGAAAUGAAUUGGUCAAGAUUUUUCGGAACGCUUCUAUUGGCACGACUGUAACACACAUUAUGCAGUUGUCUGAUUAUAAUGAUCACUUCAGUCACAUGUGAGAAGAGUGCUUCCAGUUUGACUCUACCAAACACCACAGCUUUUCUUCAUUACUUAUAUACUCCAGUUUCCUCCUGUAGUGACACUAGGCCAAUAAGAGAUGAUCCUUACUGAACCUCUAGGAAGAACAAUUUAGAAGUGAUAGAGCUAUCCAGUAUAAAUAAAGUUAGUUUAGUUUAGGUUUCCUCCUGUAGUAACACUGGAUCAAUAAGAGAUGAUCCUUACUGAACCUCUAGGAAGAACAGUUUAGAACUGAUAGAACUAUCCAGUAUAAAUAAAGUUAGUUUAGUUUAGGUUUCCUCCUGUAGUAACACUGUAUCAAUAAGAAAUGAUCCUUACUGAACCUCUAGGAAGAACAGUUUAGAACUGAUAGAACUAUCUAGUAUAAAUAAAGUUAGUUUAGUUUAGGUUUCCUCCUGUAGUAACACUGGAUCAAUAAGUGAUGAUCCUUACUGCACCUCUAGGAAGAACAGUUUAGAACUGAUAAAGCUAAGAUCUAGUGUAAAUAAAGUUAGUUUAAUUUCCAUAUACAAUCGUUGAAACGUUAAUUGAGCGAACUUUCAUACAAAAUAAAUCGUUUUCAGAUGGUGGCUUUGGAUACGACCAAAACCCCACCCAAUUUCAAGCCCAAGCUCAGACCCCUGGCAAUCACCCUCAACAACCCCCACCGCCUUACUCAAAGAACCCGUAUCCCCAAGGCUACGGUAAUAAGCCCCAGUACCCCGGGCCGUACCAAGGGAACCCUAACCAGAAUCAGAUGGCCAACCCUGGCAUGAAAUCUCCCAUGAUGAACAGACAACAAUUUAUGCAGCAAUUCAUGAGAAAACUACCACAACAGCCUAACCCGAGUAUGACCACUAACAUGGUCAAUAUGAUGAGUCAUGGUGGGUUUAAUAACAAACCUAACUUUCCAAACCAGGUAGGUACUAAUGGGUGAUCCAGCUAUGGACGAAAUUUUGAUCUAGACACGAACGAAAUCCAACACCAUACCUAGAAAGAGCAUGUUAAAAUGAGUAAAACUGCAAAGUUUGGUUGCUAAAGGUUGUAAAAUGAAGAAAUUAUCGCCCUGUGAAGUUCGCAAAUUUUGUAUAUAUUUGUAUUAGGCGCGGUAAAAAUAACCACUUUCCGCUCAAAAAUGGUUAUUUAACUUAUUUUCCCGCGCGUAAUGCAAAUAUAUACAAAAUUUGCGAACUUCACAGGGCUAUAUUUUCCUCAUUUUACAACCUUUAGCAACCAAACUUUGCAAUUUUACUCAUUUUAACAUGCUCUUUCUAGAGGUGUUGGAUUUCGUUCUUCUUGCCUGGGUCAAAAUUUCGUCCACAGCUGGAAUGACCAUUAAUAUGAAUUAACUGUUUAUUAGUAUGUUUGUUGGUGCAUUCCAGUAUAUGAUGGUCAAUGUUGACAUUUCUAGCAAGUAGCAACAAGAAAAUGAAAUACUACAACUGUCAAAGCUACUGUAUAGUUGACUAUAAGCUCACUUUGAUAACAUUCUAUAUAUUUAUUUAUUUAUUUAUUUAUUAACUUUACAAUCAUACAAAAUUAUAACAAUGAUUGAAGGUAUGGUCAACAGGACACGAGUCCCAUGUGAAGACUCGAGUAUUUAUAAAGAAUUUUGUUUUUAUUUUAGGCGCAAGUUAGUAUGCAGAAGAACACAUAUAAGGACAUAAAGGUAUUUUAAAAUACACUAAAUUUCUACUCUUGGUUUAAAACAUGAGUAGCAGUGUUUUAUUAGACAAAACACGCACUGCGAAUGUUUUAAAUUGCUUCAAAAAUGAUGGAUCUAGUAAGAUCAUUUGCGAAGUAAUUUUCAAAAAAUACGUUGUGUAAGUCGAGAAAAUCAAAGUUAAAGUUUAUGUAAAUCAAGGGAAAUCUCUAUCACAUAUAAAGAUACGACACGCUUAUGAUUUUUUUCUCAUGAAUUAUUGAGUUUUUGAAAAUACUUUCAUUAAUGUACCAUCCUUGGAAAGUCCUUGAAUUUGACUCUCUCUGACAUUUUUUUGGCCUUACCUUUCAUAAAACGUUGUCUGGUUUACAUUAUCACGUUUCUGUGGUAUCAAUGUGCGCACCCUGUACUCAACAUAGAUAUCUUAUAUACACUAGAUAGUGCAUCUAAUUAUUCUGCAAUUCCAAAAUUGAAGCCGUGAUUGCAGUCUCAGGUCGUUCCCAUGAAAUGAGAAGAUUCGUAUGUUUUCUAUUUCUUAAACAGGGAACUUGAAUAUUAAGUUAACCCUAUUCCAAAUACGUUUUUAAACUAUUCAAAUAAUGAAAGUUAGUGUUGUUUUUAAGCGUUUAUUAGCAAGUGGGAACGACCAACAUGGCCGCCAUCUAUUCAAAUGGGGGUAACCGCUGGAAUAUUCUUGGCUUCAAUUUUACUAAAUGAGAUGCGCUAUCUAGUGUAUAUAAGAUAUCUAUGGUACUCAACCAUAAUUUUUUAAACCUUUUUAGCCACCACCCAGCUACCCUAACAUACCAAAUUACCCAUCCGGCUUUCCCCAGAACUCCAACUUUCAUAACCCAAACGGCCCUUCACCCAACUUCAACCCCAACCUGGCUCCUCAAUUUCGGUCUGAUAUAAAACCCAAUAUCCAGAACAUUCAAAGCAUCCAACAACAGGCUAUGGUUCCUAACAGUAUGAGGUACCCGACGCCCGUGAGUAAUACCCUACCGAGCGGUAUGAUGUCUCCAGUCCCGUCUCCGUUUGAUGUGAAUCAAGGUGGAAUGGGGCACAGUAAUGUCGGUGGUGGUGGUGUGAUGUCGCCUUUUGAUCAGCAAGAUGUGAAACCACGAAUGCCACCAAGUAUGAUUACGUCUCUUAUUGACAGGAUGAAAUGUACGGUUGUCUGAUUAAUAUAAUCUUCUCACCUCAGUCGUAUGUGAGAAGAGUGCUUCCAGUUUGACUCUACCAAACACCGAGUUGUCUCCGGGUGCUCCGGUUUCCUCCUGCAGUAACACUGGAUCUAUAAGAGAUGAUCCUUACUUGACCUCUAGGAAGAACAGUUUAGAACUGAUAGAACUGGCCAGUAUAAAAAAAGUGAGUUUAGUUUAGGUUUCCUCCUGCAGUAACACUGGAUCUAUAAGAGAUGAUCCUUACUUGACCUCUAGGAAGAACAGUUUAGAACUGAUAGAACUGGCCAGUAUAAAAAAAGUGAGUUUAGUUUAGGUUUCCUCCUGCAGUAACACUGGAUCUAUAAGAGAUGAUCCUUACUGGACCUCUAGGAAGAACAGUUUAGAACUGAUAGAACUGGCCAGUAUAAAAAAAGUGAGUUUAGUUUAGGUUUCCUCCUGUAGUAACACUGGGUCAAUAAGAGAUGAUUCUUACCGAACCUCUAGGAAGAACAGUUUAGAACUGAUAGAGCUAUCCAGUGUAAAUAAAUUUGGGGCCGCUGUAAUUGGCAAUAGCUGUUGUGGUUUCCCAGCCAAUGAAUGUAUAAGUCAGUGAUGGCAAAGUAAAUAAAUAAAAGAAAUGGUUUCUAUUCUCUUGCCAGAUGACAACGAUCAACUUCGACUAACAUUUCCAGUUCGUGACGGAAUAAUGCUGCCGCCAUUCCGUCUUGAACAUAACCUUUCUGUUAGUAAUCACGUGUUUCAUUUACGUGAAUCUGUUCACCACACAUUGCUAUGGAGGUAAGUUUGGAAUAUCUUUGUUUCACCACCAUCAUCAUCUGUCCACCACCACCAUCAUCAUUACCACCAUCAUCAUUACCGUCACUAGUACCACCAUUAUCACCAUGACCUUCGCUACAAACACAACCUAUUAUAAUCAACUAUCAUUCUCAUCUGUCCACCACCACCAUUACCAUCACCACUACCAUCAUUACCGUCACUGGUAUCACCAUCAUCACCACAACCUUCACCACCAACACAACCUAUUAUAAUCACCAUCAUUCUCAUCUGUCCACCAUUACCAUCACCACUACCAUGAUUAACGUCACUGGUAUCACCAUCAUCACCACAACACAACCUAUUAUAUCAUCACCAUUAUUCUCAUCUGUCCAUCAUCAUCACCGCUACCAUCAUCACCAAUACCAUCGCCACAUCUAAACCUGUUUUUUCCUGGUCAACAGGUCUGAUCUGGAACUUCAGUUCAAGUGUUAUCAUCACGAAGAAAAGCAACAGCACACCAACUGGCCAGCGUCCGUCUCUGUGAGUGUUAAUGCAACACCGCUGACAAUAGAAAGGGUACGUCUGAUAUAACUGCUGACUAUUGUGAACCUAUAAACUUAAUUUGUCUUCUGUUGAUAGCGAUGCAACUAUCUGAAAAAUCCAAGGAAAACUUCGGCGUUUCGAGCCCUUAGUCGAGAAGAAGUUCUCCUUGUAUUUUUCAGGUAGUUGCGUCGCUGUCAAGAGUGUCAAGCGAAGUUUUGUUAUUAUUGACAUUGCCUGCACUGGCACACAAGAUUUUAAACUUAACUUGUGUAUUGAACGUAUAAAAAUCGUCAACUAAACUGUAUUUGUGAAUUUUUAGGGAGAUAACAAAACAUCUCACAAACCACUUCAUCUCAAAAAUGUUUGUCGACCUGGUCGAAACACGAUUCAAAUUACAGUUACGGCCUGCUGUUGUGUAUGUAUUGUUCAAGACUAUAUUUCACAGUGUUGCUGUGUUGGUCACACAGUGGUUAGGGCAUGGCCUUUCUUCUUGGGGUUUGGGAUUCGAUUUCUGCAAUAUACAGUUGUACGAUUAUAAUUCUACUUCAGUCGCACAAGAGAAGAUUGCGUCCAGUUUGACUCUACCAAACAUUGCAGGUUUUCGUUGAGUAGGAUUGCCUUCACUGGACCUCUAUGGAGACCAGUUUAGAACUGAUUGAGCUAUCCUGCCUAUCCAGUAUAAAUAAAGUUAGUUUAGUUUAGGUUUCCUCCUGUAGUAACACUGGAUCAAUAAGAGAGGACCCUUACUGGACCUCUAGGAAGAACAGUUUAGAACUGAUAGAGCUAUCCAGUACAAAUAAAGUUAGUUUAGUUUAGGUUCCCUCCUGGAGUAACACUGGAUCAGUAAAAGAUUAUCCUUACUGGGCCUCUAGAGAGAAUAGUUCAGAACUGGUUGAGCUAUCCAGUGUAAAUAAAGUUAAUUUAGUGUUCAUAUAUUUCUUAUAUAUUUCUUUUGCAGUCUCAUUUAUUCGUCUUACAACUGGUCCAUCGCCCAUCAGUGAAGUCAAUACUUGAUGGUCUUUUAACAAAACGACUCUUACCUGCUGCUCAUUGUAUCACAAAAAGUAAGUGUGCUGUUAUUCAGUUGGUCGCUUGUGUUUGGCGACUCAAUCAGUGAUGAUCUUUUCUCCAUCUUGCAGUCAAACAACACUUUGCUUCGCCGCAAAAUCUCGGAGUGAACGACGAUGGAGUCGAACAAACAGCUAUCAAAGUAUCGUUAAAAUGUCCGAUCACUCAACGACGAAUUACGCUACCUGCCCGAGGACAUGAUUGCAGGCAUAUACAGGUAUUUAUUAUGCUAAUUUAUUCAUCAUCACCAUUAUUAUCAUCACCAUCGUUACGACCACCAUAACAAGCUUUCGUUGCAAUUACCUGAAAAAUAUAGAGAAUUUUCGCCCUUCGUCUGGAGUUUCUACCAUCAUAAUCACCAGAUUAGAAACAGAGGGAGAACUUUAUUUAGUCCUGCUCUUAUAUACAGUAUAAUCUUCUAUUUCAGUGCUUUGAUUUGGAGUCAUAUCUGAAAUUGAACGCAGAGCGAGGAAGCUGGAAGUGUCCUGUGUGCAAGUAUGUAUUUAUUUAUACAACCCAAGAUCCAACAAACAGAGAGGAGAAGUGGCCACUUUGAACAAUGGGGGUGGGGGUAGAGUGGGGCUUGUUUCGCCAUUUUGCCCUUCCUACGAGGAUAUAAGUCCGGGAUAAAGUACAAAAAGGUUAAUGAAAUGAUAUUUCUUGUUUUUAGUAAAACAGCAGUGUUGGAGUUACUGGAAGUUGAUCAGUACAUGUGGGGCAUUUUAUCCACUUUGGGAAAGUAAGUGAAUGUCUUAUGUUAUAAAGCUAUUAGGAAGAUCACGUUUGACUGGGAAAUCCCAAAAACAUAAACUGUCUUUAAUAUUUUUAAACUGCAUUAUAAAUCGUAUGUAUGCAUUUAUAAACAUGCAUCACGAGUUGGGCAAAGAAACAUUUGCUCUGUUAGAAAUAUUGCACUCUCAAUAUAAGCCUCUCUCGUAUUUAAGAGUGUCUUGUUAAACGGCAUCAACUAUUUCGCUGACCUCAGAAUGACGUUUCGUCAAAACCUUUUUCUUCAAGAUUGCUUUAGAAACAAAUUUGGCAUAGGGUAAGGUAAGGGUUAGGGGUUAGAGUUGGUGUUUGGAGUAGGGUUAGUGUUAGUAAAACCGUUGCUUUGUUACGUUUUGUCACCCUGAGGCCAGCGAAAUAAUCUCUUCCUUGUUAAACAGGGACUGGUUGUGUUGAAAGGUGGAUUGGCACCAACCCUGGGUUAAAAUUUAACCUGCUGUUUUAGUUCAUGUAUUUCUGCACGUCUGUUUAUUUCAAAACUUCAGAGAAGAAAUCACCCACUGGUCCAAACAAAAUUUCUGAAGAAAUAUUUUCAAAUUUAUAAACAAGCUGUGGGGAAGUUUCCUUCUUCCUUCCUAGGUUAACCUAGGGUUAAACUAACCCAGCUUUGAACAACUGGCCCCAGAAGAAUUGCUCACAUUUUUGUAGAUUGACUUUCAUCUCUGUGGCUGGGGGUCCUCCUGCAAUAUAUGCAGUUGUCUAAUUGUGUUUAACCUCAGUCACAUGUGAGAAGAGAGUUUCUACCAAACACCUAAGCUUUUUCUGAGUACUCGCAGUAAAACAUGCUAGUUUAGUUGAAACAAUUCCCGCUCUCGGUUUAAGACGUAUUAUUAUAAUUAUAGAGCUGAAAGACAAUCGGGACAAAUGUGAGUAAUACCCCCUUGUACCCUUCUUUGUACCUGUUUGUACCCUUAUGCCCUUCUUUGACCCCUCUAAAUGCAAGCGAUAUAUCAAUGAUGAAAUCCUUUGUAGUUCUGGCACAGAAGAAAUCACGAUUAAUCCCAACAGCCAGUGGUUUGCAGUACCUGUGAAACUCGACAUCAAAGAGGAAGGUUAGUGUUUGAACUUACUCAAAAAAUAUUAUUUCAUUUUUCGGCGCGCACCAAGAAAUUGAGAGUUCAUAACAUAGUUGAGAGACCAGAGACAAAUGAAAAGUUCCCUUCGCGCGAAAAAAUUCGCACGGCAUUAGAAAGUCUUCAACUAGGGCUAUUAAGCACCAUUUCCACACUUCACAUUUGAUUGGAUGGAUAGAUAGAUAGAUAGAUAGAUAGAUAGAUAGAUAGAUAGAUAGAUAGAUAGAUAGAUAGAUAGAUAGAUAGAUAGAUAGAUAGAUAGAUAGAUAGAUAGAUAGAUAGAUAGAUAGAUAGAUAGAUAGAUAGAUAGAUAGAUAGAUUGAUUGAUUGAUUGAUUGAUUGAUUGAUUGAUUGAUUGAUUGAUUGAUUGAUUGAUUGAUUGAUUGAUUGAAAUCUUUAUUUAAACACGGUGGUUUUAUCAAAUGGAAUAAAUAAUAAUUAUUUACAAUUUGUUCUUCCUAAAAGCCGUGUAUAAUUUACGAUAUACGUACAUUUUUACAUUUUUUUUUUGGAAUUUUUGAAAGAAAAGAGACUAUUUACAAUUAUUCAUAGAAUAAGAAGAAGAUAGAUAGAUAGAUAGAUAGAUAGAUAGAUAGAUAGAUAGAUCGAUCGAUAGAUAGAUAGAUAGAUAGAUAGAUAGAUAGAUAGAUAGAUAGAUAGAUAGAUAGUUUAAUUAAAAAGUUUACAUUGCAGCUUGUAAAACCUGAAUUGCGUAAUCUAUUUACAAGCUAUUAUAACACGAAUUUAAAAUUACAUUAGAUGCUAAGUUUAGAUAUAAGACAGUUCAAGAAAAUUUUUAACUACAAAGGUCAAAUUGUUUUAAGACUUGCACAUCGAAGGAAUAAAAGUCCGCUUAAAGCGUUCAGUGCGUAUCAUUGGAAUAUUGAAGACUCGCUUCUUUCUAAUGUCGUAGUUUUCCUCUUGCAAAGGAGGUAAAAGAUUGUGUAACUUAUGAGAUUCCGAACUCUUGUUUGAAAAAAAUUUGAAAAAAUUUUCUCUUGCAGGUCAUCCAACGAAACGUCAGAAGACAUGUGACAACCACCCUGGUCCGAUCAACAGUCCUACUAUGAACAGAGGAGGGGGCUUCCCAUCCCUCCCCGCUCCUGUGAGCAUGUCAUCUGGUGCUCCCACAGACACGAUAAAAACCUCCAAUCCAAACCCUCCUAUGCUUGGGCGAAGUAACAGUUCCGGGAACAUCAGUAAUCAAGGUAUGUGACUGCGCUGGAAUUCUAGUAAAGGAAUACUUGGGAAUAUUUUCCGCAGAUAGAAAAUUUUGUAAAAUGUGAUUUUUGGCCGAUACAAAUUUUCCGUCGGAAAAAAAUUUUGAAGUUGAAAAUUUUCAACUUUUAACAAUGAUAUUUUCGGAAAAUUUUCUGUCCGUGGAAAUUUUUCGUGAGUGGAAAUGGGCCUCAACUGUAACACAGGAAAAAUAAGGGAUCACUCUUCGAUCUCUAGGGAGAACAGCUAGAGGUAUCCAGUAUAAAUAAAGUUAGUUUAGUUUAGGUUUCCUCCUAUAGUGUACACUGGAUCAAUAAGAGAUGAUCCUUACUGGACCUCUAGGGAGAACAGUUUAGAACUGAUAGAGCUAUCCAGUAUAAAGUUAGUUUAGUUUAGGUUUCCUUCUGUAGUAAUACUGGAUCAAUAAGAGAUAAUCCUUGCUGGACCUCUAGGGAGAACAGUUUAGAACUGAUAGAGCUAUCCAGUAUAAAGUUAGUUUAGUUUAGGUUUCCUUCUGUAGUAAUACUGGAUCAAUAAGAGAUAAUCCUUACUGGACCUCUAGGGAGAACAGUUUAGAACUGAUAGAGCUAUCCAGUAUAAAGUUAGUUUAGUUUAGGUUUCCUUCUGUAGUAACACUGGACCAAUAAGAGAUCAACCAUUCUUACUCUGAAGUGAGUUGUUUAGAACUGAUAGAGCUUAUUCGGUUACAAAUCUAAUAUAACUGUCUUUUUCACAGGUGAGAAGCCAGCCAUGAGUCCAGUAGCUCAUAUUGGUCAAGUUCCUACCCCCAUUCCGAUGGUAUCAAGUCCCCAUACACCCCAACCUGUGAUCUCAACAGCCAACACUACUACAACCAACCCUAACACACCAGUAUCAACUGUAACUGCUGGUCCACACACGCCCACACCUGCUGUUGCAAGUCCUGGUUGUCUGGAUGGUAGUAAUCUGUCUGGUGAUGGUACGAAGAAAGCAGAAGAUAUAAACCCCGAGGGAUUUUCACUGAUCGAAACGCCACAGGAUGGCACGGGAGACCCUUCAGAAGAGGUAUGUAGUAGUGUUGAUGAUCAUUGUGAUAAUGAUGGUGGUGGUUAAGAUGGUGGUGAUGACGAUGAUGGUGGUGAUUAUGAUGUCGGGG